Molecule: messenger RNA, 1800 nt
Organism: Closterium sp. NIES-65
Lineage: Eukaryota; Viridiplantae; Streptophyta; Zygnematophyceae; Desmidiales; Closteriaceae
Source: the annotation of a GenBank genome assembly
AUGGGAUUUGUAGGGCCGCAGUACGCGAAUGUGGGAUUCAGGUACGGGUACAUCGGCGAUCAACCACCGCCCACAGUGCACGCACCUGCGUCUGACGCGACUCCUCCAGUCGCCCCGUCAACCCCAUUCCCCAGCGCGAUCUAUCAGGAAAGCCAGCCAACGGGGCAAGCCCCGCCAGACCCUAGAGAACCAAUAGUGGUCGGAAACCCGGACGUCCACAUCCGCACCCCCGCGCAACCGACCGCAGUGGACGCGACCGGUGUAGGUGGGAAACCACAGGCGAACGCGGGGAACGCGGGACGUGGAGCGUGUGCAGGAGGAAACGCGGGAAGAGGAAGAGGGACUGGUGCAAGGGGAAACGCGGGAGGAGGAAGAGGGACUGGUGUGAGAGGGAACGCGGGAAGAGGGACAGGUGCGAGAGGAAGGGGUGGGAGAGCGAGCGCGGGACGUGGGACCGGUGUGGGAGGGAACGGAGGUAGUGCGAACGGGCGGAGAGCGCCUGGGGUGACAGGCAACGGCGGCAGAGGUAACGGUGUUAACGCGACCGGAGGUACCGGGAACGUGCCAUUGAAACCCGAAAACUACCUUUCGAACUCGCUGUCCGCGCUCAACGAGGAGGAGGCGGAAGACAACGAACCGGUGCGGGGCACGCGAACGGACUUGGAGGUCCCCAUCGCGGAUUGGAACGGGCUUGGUGUGGAGGACACGCCGGCCGCAAAAAGAGAGAUGUGCAUGGGCAUCCUCUACGGUGUCUCUGAGGCCACGCUGAAGAAGUAUCGCGGUUGGGCCAGAGAGUACAAGCUCUUCAUGGCGCACGAGCUGCAGAAAUUGGACGCGAGUAGGUUCGGUGAGGAGGCCUCGUUGAGAAACGCGAACCUAGACGAGAUCGGGGCCGCGCUCGAGCAGAACAUGGGUGGUGACUGGAAGAUGGCGGAGGGCGACGUGCAGUGGUUCCACGGCCCCGAGACGAAUCCGUGGUGCUUACGCAAAUACGUGACCUUCCUCGCGAACGAGAUGGUCGCACAGGCGGACAGGAUGGCCACCCUCAAGCGGCCCAACAAGACCUUGAAGAAGAGACGCCAGUGCUCCACUGCAAUGCUGAUGGGGCGUCUCAAGGCUUUGAACCUCCUCAUCAAGCUGGACGGGGCCAUCUUCAGGAAGCCCGUUCUAAACCUGCUACGCGACUUUGCGGAGUGUCGCAUCUGGGUCCGCGUUCAACCCCCCCCUCUCGACUUCACGGAACCCUCAACGUGGUACGACCAGUACCUCUUCUUCCCCCUUCGCACGGGCAUAGAGAAGCAAAUACCGUCCACGACUCAUCACGACUGGGCGGCGAAGAUUCUGGGGGACGCGGGAAUCACAUACUCGCCUGUGGUUCACGCGACGAGAGCUGGUGGGGCUCAGCACUCGUCCGCGGACGGAAUGCCCUCUGAUCAGCUGGCAAGACUGGGGGGUUGGCGCUUCAUUGACGUGAUGACUAAGCACUACCUCACAACUAUUCCGAGGGAGGCCGUGCUCCUGAAGGCUGGCUUCACAGGUGUUGAUGGUGACUACUUCAUAGGUCGCGCAACUGUUCCGGUGAGUGAGAAGCUGGAGAAGCAAUUGAGGAAGCACAUUUUCCCCUGGGCCGCACUGGUCAAAGGACAGAAACAGUGCCAUGAUUACAACGGGAAGAUGGUCAGCGAGGACAAGGCGGAGAAGCAGGACACCGCGGGUCUAAACAUACUGAAGGAGCUGGAUAGGGAGGCUAGGAUGGCGGUCACGCAAGACCUGACCAUGUAUUACAUCCACCAACCGUGA